CAUAUACAAGUAUCAAGUAUGACUUUGAUCUAGUUACAGAUGGUGAAUAUUGAGAAUGGAAGCUCUUGUUUUGAUCAAACGCCUGAAGAGGCAUUCGACUCCUUCCUCGAGGUCUUGAAUGCAUGGCUGCAAGUUCUUGAGAUGAACUUGAACCUCUUCACUAGAUUUGUUCAUCUUCAAGGCGGCAUCCACAUCUGAGAAUUCAUUCUCGCUUGCUACUGCUGCAACCUUUUUAAGUUUGGAAACUAGUGACCAGCUGGUUGGCUUGAAAGUUGAUUGAGAAAUGAACGAAAGCAAGCACUGCAAAGCCUCAACAACAGCAGAUUCAGCUUCCUUCAACAUGGAGAUGGCCUCGAUGUUGUUGGAUGAGGUAUCUUCUGGUUUCUCCUUGCA
Molecule: messenger RNA, 393 nt
Organism: Linum tenue
Lineage: Eukaryota; Viridiplantae; Streptophyta; Magnoliopsida; Malpighiales; Linaceae
Source: the annotation of a GenBank genome assembly